Molecule: messenger RNA, 1059 nt
Organism: Rotaria sp. Silwood2
Lineage: Eukaryota; Metazoa; Rotifera; Eurotatoria; Philodinida; Philodinidae
Source: the annotation of a GenBank genome assembly
AUGUCAGGAGUAACAAAAUCUAUGCCAAUGGCUUACAAAAAUUUGGGACGUAAUGGUUUACGAGUAUCUCAAUUAGGCCUUGGUACAUGGGUAACAUUUGGUGGACAAAUAUCAGAUGAUAUUGCAGAAGAAUUAGUUACUAUUGCUUAUGAAAAUGGAAUAAAUCUAUUUGAUACAGCUGAAGUUUAUGCAGCUGGAAAAGCAGAAACAACACUUGGAAAAAUUUUAAAAAAGAAAAAUUGGAAACGAUCAACUUAUAUUGUAUCAACGAAAUUAUAUUGGGGUGGAAAAGCUGAAACUGAAAAAGGUCUUUCACGUAAACAUAUUAUUGAAGGUUUAAAAUCAAGUCUUGAACGUUUACAACUUGAUUAUGUUGAUAUUGUAUUUGCUAAUAAGCUCGAUAGUUCGGCGCCAAUGGAAGAAAUUGUUCGAGCAUUUACACAGGUAAUUAAUAAUAAUCUUUGUUUUUAUUGGGGUACAUCAAGAUGGUCACCAAUGGAAAUUAUGGAAGCAUAUUCAAUUGCUCGACAAUUUAAUUUAAUUCCACCUAUAUGUGAACAAACAGAAUAUCAUUUAUUUCAACGUGAAAAAGUUGAAAUAUUUUUGCCAGAUAUUUUUAAAAAAAUAGGUAUUGGAACAAUGACAUGGUCACCAUUAGCAUGUGGAUUAUUGACUGGAAAAUAUGAUGAUGGAGUACCAUUACAUUCAAGAGCAGCACUUAAAGGUUAUGGAUGGUUAAAAGAUAAAGUCUUAAAUGACGAAGGUCGAAAACAACAAGAUAAAUUAAGAGAAUUAACUAUUUUAGCAUCAAAAUUUGAUUGUACACUUGCUCAAUUAGCUAUUGCAUGGUGUUUAAAAAAUGAAAAUGUUCAUUGUAUAUUACUUGGUGCAUCAUCUGCUGAACAAUUAUAUGAAAAUAUAAAUUCAUUACAUAUUGUUUCAAAAUUAACUCCAUUAGUAAUGACUGAUAUAGAUCGAAUCCUUGGUAAUAAACCAAAUGCUCAUAUUUCAACAAAAAAUGAAACAUCUCAACCACAACAACAACAAAUUCAACGAUAA